UUCUUGCUGGGGUACAACGCAAAUAUGCGAAUGAUGACGAUAAAUCAUGUGCAGCUACGUUAGGAAAACAAAUACGAAAAGUGAAAGCUAGCUUACGAAAACGUUGUAAUGCCCGUCUUUGA
Messenger RNA from Ambispora leptoticha, 122 nucleotides. NCBI's taxonomy places the organism in Eukaryota, Fungi, Glomeromycota, Glomeromycetes, Archaeosporales, Ambisporaceae. The record is from the annotation of a GenBank genome assembly.